Molecule: messenger RNA, 543 nt
Organism: Macrosiphum euphorbiae (potato aphid)
Lineage: Eukaryota; Metazoa; Arthropoda; Insecta; Hemiptera; Aphididae
Source: the annotation of a GenBank genome assembly
AUGGUUCCUCAAGGUCAACAUAGAGGUAGAUUUAAUGCACCAUCUCAAGUAGGAAUGGCUGUAGUAAUGAUUGGAGAAGAAUAUGGAAAUCGCGAUAUAAUUUUAUCUAGAAAAGACGUAAAGUUACAACGAAUAAGUGAAACUCAUAGGUCUUAUGAUUCUCUAGAAUCCACUACAAUCCUCUACAAUCCACUGAUAUUUCUACACGGUGAAGAUGGUUAUGCUAUUGAUAUUUUGUCAUUUAAUGUUAAUUUAAAUGAAUACAAUAGUCAUAAAACUGUUUCUUCAAAACAUUAUAGACUGAUGGUGAGGCAUCAUAUCUACAAUCAUUUACAUAAUUAUAGAAAACUUAUUAAUAAAUAUUGGGUUGAUAUGUAUGCCAAAAUAGAAUCAGAACGGCUUUUAUUUAUACGGAAUAAUCAAUCAAAAUUAAGAGCGGAAGAUUAUAUUCAUUUACGUGAUGCUAUAGAAAAUGAUGGUCAAGUGAAUGACAUUGGACAACUUUUUAUUUUACCUUCUUCAUUUACAGGAGGUCCAAGGUAA